Messenger RNA from Medioppia subpectinata, 625 nucleotides. Lineage: Eukaryota; Metazoa; Arthropoda; Arachnida; Sarcoptiformes; Oppiidae. The record is from the annotation of a GenBank genome assembly.
GCAAAGUCUCAUUGACUCCCACUUUGUGUUCAAACAAUACUUUGCUUUUCAUUCAAUUCAUAAUUAAAUCGAAAAAAUGAGGUUUAGAUUUUGCGGACAAAACGACUGUCAGGACUGGCUUUUGGCACAAAUCUCUUUGCUCUCAAAACUCACAUCCAUCAAAAUGAAACUCUUGUGCAAUGAAUGUCUCAAUGAUUUGAUUGACAAACAAAUGAACAUGGAGAAAGUGAUGAAAAUAGGAUCCGAUGCCAAACUGGACGCUCAAGAUAUGAAAGCAUGUGUUUCGGCCGUUGUCUUCGUUUUGUCCAACUCUUGCAAAUAUAAGACCGAUUGUGAGACACUUUCACAUGAAUUACAACAAUUAGGUCUUCCCAAAGAACACAGUCUAUCACUUUGUAAAGUGUACUCAGAAAACAUGGAUCGACUCCAAGAGGCUCUUAAGCAACAGAGUCUUCGAUUGAGUCGUUUGAAUCAAAUUGAAUAUAAAAUCGACACUCAAUUCAAUAGUUCAUCUCAUAGAGUGAAAGCACCGGCACUUGAAAUAAGUGUUGACACACUUCGUGACCAAACCAUUGAGAAGACAACUUUUUACGUAACUCACGAAAAAUUGUCGGCUUUAAUAUAU